UACGCUGUUAUUCGCUCAAAUUUUUAGAGUAAACCCUGUUUGAAGCUGUUCCUUUUAAAUGAUAAUGUCUCUACGACCAAAACUGCGCCAGCUAAAAAUUUAAAAAGCUAGUAUUUAGCUUCACUUUUAUUCCACCUACAAGUUGAUCAUUUCAAGUAGCAAACAACUUGAGACGGAUGAAAAAACGUUCUCCUCUUGAAUAGCGGGUGGUACAUCAGCGCCUUUCAAAGGACCAUCAAUCAUGGCAUUUAUCUGAAACUUACACUUAGAGGUCAAAAAUUAUGAAAACAAUUACAACACUCAUUACAGCUGAAAAACAGACAAGUGGAUUUGACACUAAUUUUGGGAUUUUUUAUUAAUCUUACCAACUGCCAAGAGCUUGCAAACUCCUUCCUCUUGUUCUGAUUUGAAAAUUACUCUCUUACGAAUUUUUAGCCAGUGUUUAUAUCACUCGAUAUCAAAUACUCUUGUCGUCUCUUCCUUUAACAAAUUUCAUUCAAAAGUGCUUCGAGAGGGUAAAUAUCGCAAAUUUUAUUUGAAAAAAUCUCCGUUCUAUUUAGAAAUUCAAUUUUUUGAGCAAACACAUUACGUUAGUUUCAUUUAUCAAGGUCUCGUCAACUUCUGAUACAAUCUUGGUUAUUUUUCUGCUGAACUUUCGUAUCAAAACCGGUUUGUUCAGCCCGUUUUUGUUAUCUAUUUAUACCAUACUUUCCGUCUUUCUGUAUUCUUGAUGGCAUACAUACAAAAGCUAUUAUGCUCUGACUUCCUAAACUAGUAGAUACAAUACUUUUAUAUAUAAAAGAAAGUCUUUUAUGGGCAGUAUUUAGCAUUGAUCUCUUAAUCUUCGUGUUGUGCGCUAGUCUCUAAAAAAACUAAUCCACAAAAGCUUUUUCCGCCCUCAUUAUUUAAAACCCGAGAUAGCUUUUUUGACCCUACUCAAAAUCAUCAGGUCAAAAGAGUUUUAAAUUUUGACAUUAACUUUUGAAUUAUUUUGAAUGACGUAAUCAGAAUCAGAUGAAUUAUUCUCAAUGACAACAAUGUCUUUCUAGGCUUUCCUCUUGAAAGAUUCCUGAUAGCUUACUUUUUUCAUCAUUAAAUUUAGUAUAAUAGAUUGCUGCCCUUACAUAACAAAGCAAUCACAUAUUCUGAGCCAAUUCAUAAUAUAUUUCGAAAGCUGAAAAAUAUCUGAUUUCUGAUACCGUGGAACUGUCAACUGACACAGUGAAACUCAAUUUGUUUAAAAUUGCGUCACUUCAAAAAAAUUGCCAUGUCGCUAGUACGAAUUGUCAAUUUACGACUUAAGCAAAAGCCUUGACAGAUUGAUUUUGCCCCUAAAAGGCAAAAAGUGAUUUUCACGUCAACUACGAUUUAUUUUCCUUUUCCACUUUCGCAUAUAGAGACCCAGUUAUAACUGAUUGUAACCAAUAAAUCAGUGAAAACUAGUUUGUUCAAAAUGCACUGGCUCUACCCUCUCAUAGACGGGAUGUUCAUCCUCGUGACCCUCGUCCUCAACUCCUCCCUCUUAUACGUCAUCAAAGUCAGAUGGCAGACUCUGAAAUCAGCCAGAGUGAACACUCUCAUCUGUCACUUGGCAGCCGGCGACAUCAUAGUGGCAUGUACAACCAUGACUUUCUCAUUCAUAGCCAUAACUACAGACACCAAGUGGAAGUUCGGACUCUUCUUCUGCAAGCUGGGGAAAUUCAUUGAAGUUGCUGCACCAAGUGCCACUGGGUUCCUUGUGGUCAGCAUGACCUUGGAUCGCUACUUCGCCAUAGUGAAACCCUUGAGUUUCUACCUGUCGAGAAACUACGUGCAUAAACAGACCAUUCUAUCAUGGAUAUUUGCAGUCAUGCUCUCCGUGCCCCAGUUUGUCACUGCUCAGGUGGACCCUGAGAGCGGGAUGUGUAAUGUGCCCCCUGGGUGGAUUUCCAGCUGGCGAUUCAGAGUGUAUCUUUCUCUGAUCAUAACCCUCAUAUUCGUCACCCCCCUCACCCUCUCAAUCUUCUGCUAUUCCAAAAUCAUACGCAAACUCUCCCAAAAGGCCAGGAAUUACGGCCAGCAGAUUGACAUCAACCAGACAUUCGUGAACAGUCACAAGAAACUACUCGCCGCCCGCAAAAAAACAACCUUGAUGACGAUAUGUGUCAUAGCAAGCUACUUCCUCUGCUGGGGGGCAUACUUCCUGGCCGCUUUCAUGGACUGCUGGUUCCAUACCCAGUUUCCCUCUUAUGUUUGGAUAACAGUGAAAAACAUGGUGUUUUUCAAUUCUAUCUGCAACCCUAUCAUAUAUGGAGUCUUCGCAAUUCGACGCGGUGAUCAAUCGGCUAGCAAUAUGUGUGCUUCAUACCAUGCAUUCCUCAGAUCUGGACUUCAAAGAUGCAGUCACUGUAAGCUUAGGCCGACGACAAGACAAGCAGUCCAGAAUCAAAGAGAAAACAACAGAUCACGACCGACUCAAAAGAAAGGGUCAGAGAGGAGCAAAUCUACCAUUUUUUCAGUUUCUGGAAAAGUCCAGAGCUCAGCAAUGCCGUCUGAUACUUGACAACUGCAAAAACUAUUCAAUUCUACUCGUAGUCAAAAUCUAAAUUUUCGAGAACUCAUUUCUUGUUUGCCAAAAAGAUUCACGUGCUACUACAUCAAAUGAAAGGCUUCGAAGGCACAAAGUUCCAUUACUAGGCCAAGCGAUUGGCGCUUCGUACAUCCGUGGAAUCCGUUUAUCGUUUAGUGUUUUUGUUAGAAAUAGAAAAAUCUUUUUACCUUAUCUACCGCCUAUUGAGUUGUAAAAUCAGAUUUAUUUAGCCCCUGUAAAGGUGAAUAAUUCAGAGAGUAGUAUAAGAACCAUUAAAAAUGAAAUCUGAAAAAGAUGCUCUCAAACUGCCAUUUUUUACGUGAUUUAAGCUUUUCCUCUAAUA
This is a messenger RNA of Symsagittifera roscoffensis, 2912 nucleotides long. RefSeq names its product gonadotropin-releasing hormone receptor-like. The coding region runs from base 1454 to 2542 and encodes 362 amino acids. Gene Ontology annotation, molecular function: peptide binding; G protein-coupled receptor activity. Gene Ontology annotation, cellular component: plasma membrane. Gene Ontology annotation, biological process: G protein-coupled receptor signaling pathway; cellular response to hormone stimulus. NCBI's taxonomy places the organism in Eukaryota, Metazoa, Xenacoelomorpha, Acoela, Convolutidae. The record is from RefSeq and is a predicted model, not a curated record. The transcript is spliced from 5 exons.